Messenger RNA from Ichthyophthirius multifiliis, 414 nucleotides. RefSeq lists its product as hypothetical. The record is from RefSeq and is a predicted model, not a curated record. The transcript has a single exon. NCBI's taxonomy places the organism in Eukaryota, Ciliophora, Oligohymenophorea, Hymenostomatida. The annotation marks the transcript as partial. Gene Ontology annotation, molecular function: calcium ion binding.
AAAUUACACAAUAAUUUUUUAAUAUACCAAAAUCUUUACAAAACAUUAAUGAAGAAAUUAUUAAUGAGAAUUUUAGUUGUAAUAUAAAGGAAUAAAUUUUAUAAUCAAUAGAAGAUAUUAAUAUUAAAUAAGAGGACUUUUAAUAAAAUUUAAAAUAAUAAUAUGAAAGUAAAGAUGAUUAAUAUUUACAUUAUUCCUAUAUGUUUCAUUUGCUAAAUAAUCAUUUUGAUGGACUGAAUAAAUAUGAUAUAAUGGCUUUUUUAAGUAAUUUGGGUGAGGAUAUAGAAGAAUAGGAAUUAGAAGAAAUUAUUUAAUAUUAUGAUAAAGAUAAUAACGGAAGGUUAAAUUAUUAAGAAUUCAUGUAAAUGAUUUGUCAUGAGAAUAUGUAAACUAAUUAAGAUAAUGAUAUAUGAU